GUAAAAUGCUACUUUAUCGCCGACAAAUAAACAUUUUGAUUCAAGUCAAAAAUAUGUAUAAGAAAGCUUUGAUAGUUUACUAUACCAGUUUUCCCUGUUCAUUGUCUGUCUUCGCAAAGAACAUGAUGACAAUAACCAGGGAACAGGCCAUAUGUAUGUUGUAUUGUGCAACUUAUACCGAAGAAAACGUAAAGAAGCUUGUUCCCAUGAUCAAUGCUUUGCAAGGUUUAAAGAUCUGCUAUAAGGAAGAUCCUAUGGAGUCAGUGUUAUUUUCUUCAGAUAAUCUCAAAACUCAUACUGCCAAAUGUCGCAAAUAUCCUGCUACUAUACAAAGCUUAGACUUUUCUUAAAAUUUCAAACAGCCCGAAAUAACAGAGAAAGUGUUAAGUCUCGGCAUAGACUGAUAUAUAAUAUAUAUUGAAAAUAAAUAAGGUUUAUUUCAAG
Messenger RNA from Gilbertella persicaria, 444 nucleotides. RefSeq lists its product as uncharacterized. The transcript has a single exon. The record is from RefSeq and is a predicted model, not a curated record. Lineage: Eukaryota; Fungi; Mucoromycota; Mucoromycetes; Mucorales; Choanephoraceae. Bases 6 to 350 code for a protein of 114 amino acids.